AGCUUUGGCCCCCACCAGCUGGGGGGCCACGUUAGAUUCAGAAACCCGCCACCAUGGAUGCGGGAAAGGCGUGGACGGCCAAGCAGAUCCCUUUGGAGGACAGCCUUUUCACGGGCUUAUGCCGGCGUGGGCGACGACGACUCCGGGAGAUUGAGCAAGCCACGCGCUGCUCGGUGAAGUUCGACCGCCAGCGGCGGGCGCUGUGGGCCACGGGCACGCCCGAGGGCAUCGCCCAGGUGGAGGCCCAGGUGGAGAGCAUGACGGGCCCCCGGCAGCAGAUCUCCCGGGCCGCCUGGGCGGAGCUCAUGCGCACCAGGACCACCUCCGAUGCGUCCUCGGCUUUGGCGCAGAUUCAGCAGCAGAGCGGGUGCCGCGUGCAUAUCGAGCGCGCGAAGAAUGAGGUGCGGCUCUUCGGUUCGAAGACUUGCGUGGAACAGGGUGCCAAGCUGCUGACUAGCCUUCAGGCCAUUUGCACAGAGCAAGAGAUCCCCAUCAAGACAGCGUCCUUGCCGCUGGAAGUUCUGAAUAGCUUCGCUCAGGCGCUUUGCGUUACCUUCCGCCUGGAGGAGGACCGGCUCAUCGUCCUGGGGCUCAUCCCCGUAGCGCGGCAAGCCGCGCAGCAGCUGGCGCUCUGCCUGCCGGCGGGGGUGCAGACGGUGCCGCAGCAGGUGCUGCAGGCGGCGCAGCAGCAGGUCGAGCGGCAGGUUUCCUGGCUACGGCUGGACGGAUCACCCAACUCUUCAGCCUGGCUGCGGCCGGACGGGUCGCCCAGCACCACCGCCAGCGAGGGAGACCGGCCGCAAGAGCGGCUGAUGCUGCCAUUGGGCUCAGGCCAGGAGUGCGGCGCUUUUGGUUUGGGGACCUCUCCGCCUUCGCCCCAGUUACUACACGGCCAGACAAGCUGGCAAGUGAUGAUGCCAGGUAUCGUCCAGGGGCAGGCGGGCAUGUCGCCCGUGUCGCCCACCUACAUGGCGGGCUGUGGCCCGGUGUGGAACAUGGAGAUGGGCCAGUACCAGGUCUGUAUUCCUGCAGGUGCCAUGAUGCAGCCUUGCGGGCAGCCAUACGCAGUGGGUCGGUGAACUCGAAAAAACUCGGUAGCUGUAGGAGUCGGCGAGAAGUACGGAGUGCACAGGAGUUCACGCCUUGUGAGCGAGCUCCGCUUGGCCGACGGAGGUUUCCUGGGCCAAAAACCAAGUCUUGGCGUCCA
Effrenium voratum is the source of this 1207-nucleotide messenger RNA. Lineage: Eukaryota; Dinophyceae; Suessiales; Symbiodiniaceae. The record is from the annotation of a GenBank genome assembly.